Molecule: messenger RNA, 1629 nt
Organism: Cladophialophora yegresii CBS 114405
Lineage: Eukaryota; Fungi; Ascomycota; Eurotiomycetes; Chaetothyriales; Herpotrichiellaceae
Product: malate synthase, glyoxysomal
Exons: 4
Coding region: 1-1629 (542 amino acids)
Biological process (GO): glyoxylate cycle
Cellular component (GO): cytoplasm; peroxisomal matrix
Molecular function (GO): malate synthase activity
Source: RefSeq, a predicted model, not a curated record
AUGGCGAGCAUCGAGAAAAUCAACGAAGGCGUAGCUAUCAAUGGAGCUGUGAAGCCAGAAUAUCGCAAGAUCCUAUCGCCCGAGGCCACCGCGUUUCUGGCCCUCCUGCACAGAACCUUUAACGGCACCCGGAAAGCUUUGCUUCAGCGACGAGUGAUCCGUCAGCAGGAGCUUGACAAGGGAAACCUGCCCGAUUUUCUGCCGGAAACCAAGCACAUUCGCGACAAUGAUGCCUGGAAAGGAGCUCCACCUGCUCCGGGCUUGGUGGACCGUCGCACCGAAAUUACAGGACCCACCGACCGCAAGAUGGUUGUCAACGCCUUGAACAGCAAUGUAUGGACUUAUAUGGCAGACUUCGAAGAUGCACAAGCCCCGACAUGGGACAACCAAGUCUCAGGUCAAGUUAACCUCUACGAUGCCAUUCGCAAGCAGGUCGACUUCAAGCAGGGAGAGAAAGAAUACAAACUACGCACAGACAGGGUCCUGCCCACACUCAUCGCCAGACCCAGAGGCUGGCAUCUGGAAGAGAAGCAUUUUACAGUGGACGGCGAGCCCAUUUCCGGCUCAUUGUUCGACUUUGGUCUAUACUUCUUCCACAAUGCGUUUGAAUUGGUCAAGCGCGGCACAGGCCCAUACUACUAUCUUCCCAAGAUGGAGUCACAUCUGGAAGCGAGACUAUGGAACGAUGUGUUCAAUUUGUCUCAGGACUAUAUUGGCAUGCCUCGAGGCACCAUCCGAGGAACUGUUUUGAUCGAGACUAUCACUGCAGCAUUUGAGAUGGACGAGAUUAUCUACGAACUCCGCGACCAUUCGGCCGGCCUCAACUGCGGCCGUUGGGACUACAUUUUCUCGGUGAUCAAGAAGUUCCGCCAAAACCCCAACUUUGUCCUUCCCGACCGCUCCGCCGUCACCAUGACCGUCCCCUUCAUGGACGCCUACGUUCGGCUCCUCAUCAAGACCUGCCAUCGCCGCGGCGUGCAUGCAAUGGGUGGCAUGGCUGCUCAGAUCCCCAUCAAGGAUAACCCGGAGGCCAACGAAAAGGCCAUGGACGGUGUCCGCCAAGACAAACUUCGCGAGGUCCGCGCCGGCCACGACGGCACCUGGGUCGCUCACCCUGCGUUGGCGGUUAUUGCCUCCGAGGUCUUCAACGAGCAUAUGCCCACGCCGAAUCAACUCUUCAAACGCCGUGAGGAUGUCAAUGUCACCAAGAACGAUCUGCUCAACAUGAACAUGCCUGGCACAGUUACAGAGGAUGGCAUCAGAAAGAACCUCAAUAUUGGUCUCGGAUACAUGGAGGGCUGGCUGCGCGGCGUCGGUUGCGUACCCAUUAACUACCUCAUGGAGGACGCUGCAACGGCCGAAGUGUCACGAUCGCAAUUGUGGCAGUGGGUCAAACACGGCGUGAAGACUGCCGAGGGCCAAACAGUCGACAAAGCUUAUGCUCUCCGGCUACUGAGGGAGCAGGCCGACGAGCUGUCUUCAAAGGCACCCAAGGGUAACAAAUAUCAUCUUGCUGCUCGGUACUUCGAGGGCCAAGUGACUGGCGAAGAUUAUGCCGACUUCUUGACAAGUCUAUUGUACAAUGAAAUCACCACCGUUGGCUCAUCACAGCCAGUGGCGAAAUUGUGA